Molecule: messenger RNA, 2845 nt
Organism: Rhododendron vialii
Lineage: Eukaryota; Viridiplantae; Streptophyta; Magnoliopsida; Ericales; Ericaceae
Exons: 3
Coding region: 65-1699 (544 amino acids)
Source: RefSeq, a predicted model, not a curated record
CCUUUAUAGGCGCCUGUGGAAUUGAAACAGGUGAAGCGAUUCGGAUUCCAGAAACCUAGUUUCCAUGAGACGAAGCUUGGGAAAAUUGUCAAGUCCAGUAAUUGGCAAUGCCACAAAGAACACUCUUAUUAUUGCAUCCUCCUCAGCUUUUUCCACUUCCUCUGGCGGUGGAGGUGGCGGUGGCGGUGGCAGCGGCAGGGGUCGUGGACGAGGGUCGUCUGUAAUUGGCCCUUCCGACUCUCAGAUUCCCCCUCUCCCGGGAAACCCAGAGGCUGCUGGGGAUGACGAUGACCCCAAAGGCGGCUUUAUCUCCUCUCCUUUACCAUCUGGGCUGGGCCAUGGCCGAGGUAAACCCCUCCCUUCUUCUACUCCAACCCUUCCUUCAUAUUCUUCCUUCAUUUCCGCUGUUAGUAGUACCGGUAUCGACGGUGACGGCGCCGGACGCGGCAGAGCUACCGCUCCUCCUCCUCCCCAUCCGCGAGCGGAGCCCGAGCAAUUCGGACCCAAGAGACCCAUUUUCUUCACCAAAGAGGAGCCGUCGUCUGAUUCAGCGACGACAAAACCUGUUGUCCGUAGAGAUCCCCUGCUCCAGGACAACGAUCUCCCCUCUGGUAUUCUCUCUGUGCUUUCUGGUGCCGGCCGUGGAAAGCCCGCAAAACAAUCUGUACCCGAUGCGAAGGCUAAGGAAGAAAACCGACACCGAAGGCCCUCGAAACCAGGUGGAGGGAUAGGUGUUGGCUCAACGUCCAGUGACGGCAGUUUAACCAAACCAAAGUUGAGCCGCGAGGAGGCUGUAAAGAAGGCCGUUGGGAUAUUGUCCAAGGGUGGCUUUGUUGAAGACACAAUGGAGGACGGUGGGAGGGGGAGAGGUGGUUUUAGAGGAAGAGGCACUCGUGGGAGAGGGAGCCAGGGGUGGAGAGGGAGAGGAAGAGGCAGAGGUCGAGGUAGAGACAGCCGGGUUCAAGAUGGAGACAAUGACUUUGGUGAUGACUUUUACCUUGGUGACGAUGCCGACGGUGAGAAAUUGGCAAAGACCCUUGGGCCGGAUAAAAUGAAUCAACUGGUUGAAGCAUUUGAAGAGAUGAGUGGCAGAGUCUUGCCUUCUCCCAUGGAGGAUGCCUAUUUGGACGCUCUCCACACGAAUUACAUGAUAGAGUGUGAGCCAGAGUACUUGAUGGAAGACUUUGGCACAAACCCUGACAUUGAUGAGAAGCCCCCAAUUUCUCUUGCAGAUGCACUUGAGAAGAUGAAGCCUUUCCUGAUGGCUUAUGAGGAAAUUCAAAGCCAAUCAGAGUGGGAGGAAGUUGUGAAAGAAGCAAUGGAGAGAGUCCCUAACAUCAAAGAGCUCGUGGAUUACUACAGUGGGCCCGACAGAGUUACUGCUAAGAAGCAGCAUGAAGAGCUGGAAAGAGUUGCAAAAACUCUUCCGAAAAGCGCACCUGCUUCGUUGAAGCGGUUUACUGAGCGUGCUGUUCUUUCACUUCAGGUUGGGGUUGUUUCUGCUUGUAUUCUGUUGAUUCAGUGGCUUUCUUUAGUCUUAGCUCGAUUCCAGUGGUUUUCUGGUACUAUUGCUAUAUUUUGUACCUGUUAUGUCAACCCACAAUAUGGUUGGUCCUACGAGAGGUGGCGGUUUUUGAUAUUGUUGUUAGCUUUUUAUUGGAAACCUUUUGGGAUUAUGUGUGUAUACAGAAUAAUUUAGGUUUACGGAAUAAUUUUAUCUAACUGACGAAAAUUAUGGUUCACUUGUGAAAAGAGUUUAUUGUUCUUGGUAUUUGAAGAAUUUUUUAUAUAUGUUCUCUGGUUAAUUGAGCAGUGUUUUUUAAUUGUUUGGACUGGUAUAGGGUGUUGGAAGACUAAGUGGUUGUUUAGGGAAGUAAAUGAGAGCUAAAAGAAACUUGGUGGAAAAGGGCAGCACAUUUGCGUAUUGCAAUCAGAAUUUGUGAAAUUAAAUUCUACUCCAUAUAUUAUCGAGUUAGUUGCUGAUUUAACCGCUACCCAUUAUAGGUCAUUUUCCAUGGCUCUCCUAGAUUUUCCUUAAGGAACCUCGGCUCCAACAACGGUUGAGUUUAUGCAAAGGUGUACUGUUUGUGUGAGUGCUUUACUGACAGGGAAUUUGAAACCAGAUUGGAAAUGUGAUGGAGAGUAGGCAUUGCUUUGUUAACUUAACUAUUUUGCUAAUUUGAGGUUUUUCUUCUUCUCUUUAUUUUCGAUUCCUUUUUACAAGUAAUAUUGUGAGAGCAUUAUACAUUUGAUACGUAAUAUGAAAAGAUAUAUUUGGUGAUUGUUCGGUGUUGCCUGUGUAUGUCAUGUUGGGAUUUCCUUUUUGUUAGGUGAUUGUUUUCCUUUGUGUCGUUCUAUUCUAUGUGUGGAUCAUAGGUAUAUGGAGGAAUUCAUAGAGGAAAAAGGGAAGGUGAAAGAAAUAUGUGAGGUAGCUAGAUCUAUUUCUUUGUUUCCCUGUCAUUUUCCUUAUCUUUCUGAACCUCCCUCAAUAGUUCCAUGAUCCUAGUACUCUGUGUGUUUUAGAUUAGAGGUUAGGGUACUUUCAUUUGUUGCAGUUUUUUUAGUAAAUAGUGUGUAGUGCGUACCCUUAUGCUCUGUUUGGAUUCUGAAUCUGUUAAGGUUGCUGGAAAAAUGAUGCUAGUUACACCAUUUCGAGGUUUUAUGGAUUACUAUUGAGAGUGGAUUUUAUUGACAAAUAUCCAAUCAAUUUUGUUUUCAUUUUCCUAGCGAACCACAGAAAGAGGAAAAAUUGUAACUUCAUUCUGUUUCCCUUAAUUGUUUCUCUGCAAUCAAAACUUCAGCAUCAAUGUUUGUGGAAUGUGUGAUUUGGAAUAUUAUGCUGGUA